Cicer arietinum (chickpea) is the source of this 765-nucleotide messenger RNA. RefSeq lists its product as uncharacterized. The record is from RefSeq and is a predicted model, not a curated record. Lineage: Eukaryota; Viridiplantae; Streptophyta; Magnoliopsida; Fabales; Fabaceae.
GUAGAAGGUGGGGGAGAGAAAGAGAUAGGAGCCUGCAGAGCUUCAGUGUUUGCCAAUUUAAAGGGUUGCCAUCAUUGUUUUUUCCACUAAAAAAGCCCACGUUUUUACAUCUCCCUCAGAAAAUCCUUACACAAUUAUAUCCAUUUCCAAACAGUGUAACAUUGUUUCCUUCACUAUCAGAAUGGCAUCAUCAUUCAGUGUUUAUGUAGUACUAAUGAUCAUCCUGGUUUUCAUGCCCUCACCUCUCCUUUCAUCAUAUUCAUCACAAUCACAACCUAUUCCUAAAGUUCCCACACUCUCCUCUUCACCAGCAACACUAACAGAUCCUUCUCAAUCUUCUUCACUCUCUCCCUUCCAAGAUUUGUCACCAGACAUUUCUCCACUUUUGCCUUCUCCUGGUGAUGCUUUACCAACUCCUGCAGGCUCUGACAUUCCCACUAUUCCUUCCAAUCCAAGUCCUCCCAACCCAGAUGAUGUGAUCGCCUCAGGACCCUUUAAUGCAUUUGCACCAUAUGGAUCAGUACAAGCUACUUCCAAUGCCUAUAGAAGUUUAGUUUUUGAUAUAGCCACUACUGUUUUUGCAGGUUUAGCAGCAUACUUGUCUUUGUAGUAUAUGAGAGUAUGAGUGAAUGAUUUGAGAUGUGGCAUAUUCCAAUUAUUGUAUACUAGAUUAUUCACUUUCUUGUUUGUUAAUUUUUCAUUCUUACCUUGUAGUAUAUGAUAUUAUUAGAUAAUGAAAUAUUUCUUUAUGAAUUCUACUGUUGA